AUUGCUGCCAAAGAAAACUAAAAUGGAUUAAAGUAUAUAAGAGGACAAACAAAAACAGACCUGUCAUCAAAUUACAUCAAAUGAUCAAAUUGUUCUUUUUCUUUGGUCUGGUAGAUACUAGAUAGUUGAUGCACCAAAUUAACUAUUCUGCUUCCUCCAAUUCGAAUUGAGCUGCUCUGGCAUCAUUAGUCCAGGAGCUAAUAAGAGAAGAACAUCCUGUGCUAGUAAUUUGCAGUAUUCAUCAUGGCCACUAUGCUUGUCCAACCACCAAUCCCGGCUUUCCAUGCUAACAUUCCUCCAAUGCUCAGAACCACAAACAUGGUGAUAACUCCCACUUCACCCUCAACCACUCAUCAAAAGACUCAAAGCUUAAGAUUUGGUGAGUGCCCACCUGGGUUUAGGCCCAUUUACAGAGUCAAAGUUGCAGAACAAACCUCUGGCCUAGUUGGGGAUGAGACACCCACCCAGAUAAAAACUGAGCUUCACCAGGCACUCCAAGGUAUUAAUAGAGGGAUAUUUGGAGUCCCAUCUGCAAAGAAAUCUGAGAUUGAAGGUCUGGUUAAGCAGCUGGAGUCUAAGAAUCCAACUCCAGAUCCUACUGUGAAUUUAGAAAAGGUGGGUGGCUGCUGGAAACUUGUGUAUAGCACAAUAACAAUUUUAGGCUCAAGAAGAACAAAGCUAGGAUUGAGGGACUUCAUCUCAUUGGGAGAUUUCUACCAGAAUAUUGAUAUUGCUAAGGGCAAAGCAGUCAAUGUGAUCAAGUUCGAUGUGAGAGGAUUGAAUCUCUUUAAUGGACGGCUAACAAUUGUGGCCUCCUUCAAAAAAGCAUCCAAAUCAAGAGUUGACAUCAGCUAUGAAAACUCUACAAUCACUCCAGUUCAGUUGAUGAACGUGUUUCGGAAAAAUUAUGAUAUUCUGCUUGGAAUCUUCAAUCCAGAUGGUUGGCUCGAGAUCACAUACGUUGAUGAUACCUUGAGGAUAGGAAGGGAUGACAAAGGCAAUAUCUUCAUAUUAGAGAGAGCAGAAGAAAAUUUGAUUUAAGCCACAAGGUUCAGUUCAUUGUUAUACACUUCAAGGCGGAUUUUCAUCAUUAUUGGAGAUUUGUAGGCUACAUUCAUUGCUGCAGUAGACAAUGUUUCUAUUUAUAAAUGAGAUAUAGUUAUUUCAACAGGCAUCUUUUGUUGAGAAAUAAGGAAGGUGAUCAAAGUAAGCAAGCAAUAUGUGCUUUUAUGAGGAAUCACUUGGUUUCAUAUCUAUGAAAAAUCAUGCUCUUAAGUGUAAAUAUACUAGCAGCCCUUCUAGAAGAAAGUAGAAGAUGGAAAACAAAGCAUAUCAACUGCAUGCUAGCCUCUAUUGUUAUUAUACAGUCUUCAAAGCCACACGCAAAUUGCUGGUGUUUGCACCAGAUAUGUUGCAGGCUAUAUCUGCACUA
Messenger RNA from Rosa chinensis, 1432 nucleotides. RefSeq names its product fibrillin-5, chloroplastic. The transcript is spliced from 7 exons. The record is from RefSeq and is a predicted model, not a curated record. Lineage: Eukaryota; Viridiplantae; Streptophyta; Magnoliopsida; Rosales; Rosaceae. Bases 244 to 1041 code for a protein of 265 amino acids.